UCCAGUUAUACAGUCAAACAUUUUGAGUAUCAAAUGGGAACACCGUGGCGUACUGACAAAGACCUAGAAGAUGAUCUUCACAGGAUUUCUAAGUUAAAGGACGGGAACACCGCGGUGGUACCACCGCCGAAAACAAUUGUGGAAUACAACGCUCGAAUGGAGAGACGUCACCUCAGUGAUCCCCCGGAAGUCUCCGUAGUUUACGGACGUGAUAGAGGCGUAAGGAAUGUUCUUUGUGAUCAAGAUUUGAAUUAUAAUGAUUAUGGGAACAACGAGGAGAUCACUCGGCUAAUUAGACAAACAUCCGGUUAUGGGUACUCCAAUGAAUUGAUAUCCAAGAUGGUAAAAGCGGAACAAGACCGCAUCGUGGAGGAAAAAAAAGUUAACAUGGAACCGGCAUUAAAAUUAAGACCUGCCUCUGAAAGCCGCAAUAAUAAGAUACACAAAGGCAAACCAACAAAAUAUUCCCAAAGGUGAUAAAAAACAACGCCUCGACCAGAACUUACUAAGGAGAAAUGGAACUCCUUAGUUGAUGUAUUACAUUAAAACAGUUUCCACAAUUAAUUAAUUUAAUUGAUGACUUUA
Molecule: messenger RNA, 585 nt
Organism: Aethina tumida (small hive beetle)
Lineage: Eukaryota; Metazoa; Arthropoda; Insecta; Coleoptera; Nitidulidae
Exons: 3
Coding region: 34-477 (147 amino acids)
Source: RefSeq, a predicted model, not a curated record